Molecule: messenger RNA, 1761 nt
Organism: Conger conger (European conger)
Lineage: Eukaryota; Metazoa; Chordata; Actinopteri; Anguilliformes; Congridae
Gene: mffa
Product: mitochondrial fission factor a
Exons: 8
Coding region: 259-1107 (282 amino acids)
Biological process (GO): positive regulation of mitochondrial fission
Cellular component (GO): mitochondrial outer membrane; peroxisome
Source: RefSeq, a predicted model, not a curated record
UUCAUGCAUGAAUGACACAGUUCCUUAGCACUGUUCGCUGCGCGCACAGACUGAAUGAGCUGCUCCCUGUCAACUGCAUUGUCGCGGGCUUCUGUGUCACAGCCGCGUGGAAUCCAUCUACGCUUAUAGCCAAUGUAGCCAGCUAACAAGAGGACAAACUUUCCGUUAGCUAACGUAAAUCGCUUUAGAAUAAGAAAUAAUUAUCGUUCUUCACAAAGGCCUUGAAGCAGGGUAGAGUUCACUUCUCCCACUGAAGAAAUGGCAGAAAUUGACCGCAUUCACUAUGAGAUCGAGUACACCGAGGGUAUCAGCCAGCGCAUGCGCAUCCCCGAGAAACUCCAGGUAGCUCCCGAUGAUCUGGAGGCUGGGCCUAUAGAGGCCCGUCACAGUGUGCUGAUGCACGUGCCAGAGCGGAUCCUGGUAGCAGGGGACAGCCAGGACUCCCAGUACCCUAGACCCAGGGACCUGGACCUGAUUCAGUCCACACCCCUGGAGUCUCUGGCUUUGAAGACGCCCCCGCGGGUCCUCACCCUUAACGACCGGCCACUGGACUUCAUGGAGCGCUCAGUGGGACUCACCCAGGCAGGUGAAGAGGGGCGUGCUCAGGUGCGGAUACGCCGGGAACGUUCUGCGAGUGAGAACACCCUGAUGCAUCCGAACGGCCAGCUAAUCAGACACGAGCCAAUUGUAACUCCACACGCGCAGGCCCCUAUCCGCACUGGGGACAUACCCGGGGAGGAACAGAAAGCUUGUAGCACACGCGGUGUACUGUCCAUCAUCCAGUCCACCACCCACCGCGCCUACCAGCAGGUCCUGGAGGUGCUGGAUGAGAACCACAGCAGCAAGCCAGUGCUGCGAGGGGGGGCCUCCAUCCCUCUCCAUGACUCCAGGCUUGGUCUCUCCACUAUGGACACUUCUCAGGAAGGAAUCCCAGAUGACAUGGCUGUUGGAGAUGCAUCAUCAUUACGACGACAGAUCCUCAAGUUAAACCGGCGACUGCUGCUGCUGGAAGAGGAAAAUAAGGAGCGUACCAAGCGGGAGAUGGUCAUGUACUCGAUCACCGUGGCCUUCUGGAUCAUCAACAGCUGGAUCUGGCUCCGCCGCUAGAGCGACUCAGCAAGCCUACAUUGGGCCAGCUGGGUCCAACCAUCUUGCCUCUGCCAAAACUACUGCUCUCAGCCCCUCCACUAGAGCGCAUUGUUGCACUAUGUACAAAAAGUAUUGGUCUAAUGGAUUUUUCUUUUUUUAUUGUUUGUUAUAAAUGUAAUUCUUCUUUGUUUUUGUUGUUUUUUUGGAAUUUUCUGUGUUUUUUAGGGACACAAUGGAAAACGGCAAAGCACAUUUCAGUUGUAAAUAUUCUUACACAAGUGUUCAUUGUAACAGGGUUUUUCACUGUGUUCACCCACGUCAUUUAUAGCAUCAUAGCAAUCAUAGCAUUCAUUACAAUGGAAAGAAUUGGGGGUCUACUGGUAUUUAUUUAGGUACUUCAGCGCCAUAUCUUUAAUGUUGGUUAGUAACACAAUUGUUAUGUGUGACGCUGCCACUGUUUUGUUGAUUAUACUUGAAUAAUGCAUUUUAAUAUGCUAAGUAAGGAAAUUAACCUGCUGAUUACAUGAGUAUGAUCAAUGUUUCCAAAUCCAAGGCCUACACAAGGUCUAUCCUCUUACAUCACACCUUAGUAUUUAUUUUACAUUUCACAGUGUACAGAAGAACAUGGAAAACGUCUAAAUGAAUGUAAAAUAAAUUAGAAUAAUUUGAAAA